CUGCCGGCUUCGAAUCGAGAACCUUCUGGAGGGGGACAAAACUUCACACAUUGUUGCCUACUAGCUGUCAACGCCUCUCUCGAAGUGCUCAACGGAUCUGUUGUUGAGAAGGUACCUUACUAUCUCAACGCGUCGGUUGAUGACUUACUUGCUGCUACCAAAGCAGGUCAGUUUCCUUGUGGUGCUGUAUGGGAUGGCAAUUCCGUCGGUGCGCCUAUCGUGGAGGUGCCAUACGCCUGGGUAGAGGAGACAUGCCCUGGCUGGCAACUUUCCACCUCCGGCAUCGAGAGCCAGUGGUUAUCUCCAUUCGUUGGGUUUCUUCUUCCUGCAGUUAUCUUUUGCUUGACAAUACCGAGACGUAGAAAGCUUACGGUGUGGCACCAGUUGUUUGUACCAGACUUGUCUCGUGCAAUCUCAUGGCUCCUGGCUCCCUUGGCUAUGGUCCUCGCCGGCAUGUGUGCCAUUUGCGACACCAUCAGUUGGCUUGCGAUGUGUUUUGCGUUCGCGAGUCCUAUGCUUUUGAGUGGAUUCUACGAGGCUUAUCUGGACUACAUUAUCAUAAAUUUUCUCCAGGAGAAGACGGAAAACUUUCGACUGACAUUAGAUAUGAGGGCCCGACUUCUUUUCGUGGUACUAUGUGGCAACCUCGACUUGGAAGUGAAAAUUAGAGAGAGCGACAGACAAUUCAUGGAAUGGAAUACAUUGCACCAGAACGGCAAUGAACAUUGGCCCAACUUUACAACCACGACAGAGCAAAACCCUAGCUCGCCAUGGACGCAUCCGGCCUGGUUGUGGCUACGAGGUCGAAGCAAACGAGACUGGGUGGAAAAGGUUUGGAAGACCUACAAACUUCGGCCACCGGCAGGACAGAAAGGGGAGUUUGUACUUGAUGAAGACAUGGAUGCUCUUCGUAGGAGCUUGACUUUCACGGUCUACGCCAUCUCACAAAUAUCUCAAAUCGUUCUCUGGAUGUGGGCAUUUGCAGGACCUCCACAACAGGGAAAGCUUCUAUCAUUCCUUCGAAAGGGAGGGGUGCUUGAUCGAAAUGGAUUCUUCACGCCAACCGAUACCAGAACACUCUGGUCAAGAGAAACAUAUUUCUCCCUCAAAUCAGUUUGGGCAAUCUUAUGGUACGGUUUGGCGAGUACAUUGGGCAUUGGAGGUGUAUUCACGUCUAUUGGAGGGACGAUGAUGCAAUUGAUAGGUGUCUAUCGGAGUGGCAAAUGCCUCAUAAACGCCGAGUGGUGGACGAAACCAAAUGGAGGAGUUGGGGUGAUCAUUUCUUCGAACUAUGCCCUGGAGAUUGAAGAUGCCAAAAAGCACUGGGCGAGUUGUGGUAUCACAGCAACCAUGUUCUUAGGUGUUGUGGCCUUCUGUGGGUGGUGGUAUCAAAGAAGAGUGAGAGAUCUCUUCAGGGAGCUUGUGAAUGAUCUCGGCAACCCAAGAACCGAUAGAGAGGAUGUAAAGGCGACAGUG
Messenger RNA from Hyaloscypha bicolor E, 1476 nucleotides. RefSeq lists its product as uncharacterized. Lineage: Eukaryota; Fungi; Ascomycota; Leotiomycetes; Helotiales; Hyaloscyphaceae. The record is from RefSeq and is a predicted model, not a curated record. The transcript is spliced from 5 exons. The annotation marks the transcript as partial.